AUGGAUGAGGAAAUGAAUGGAGGAGGCGAAGAUGGGAGUUCGUCGGGAUGCAGCGGAGACGAUGAAAGCAGCGCAGAUGAGAGGGGAGGGGAGCCUCCGUGUGACAUUGGGAUCCUGGAAAGGCUCAUAAGGACCCAUCCCAUCUGGUAUCUGCCUGGCAUCCAGCGCUCCGGGGCUGUCCAUCUGCUUCAGGGCAAGGAAGAAGGGACGUUUAUCGUGCGGGAGUCGAGCAAACCGAGCACGAUGGCGAUCUCUGUGAGGCUGCCGGUGGAGAAAGGUCCGUACAUCGAGCAUUAUCUCAUCGAAUGUCAGGAAGGGAAGCUGAGCCUGGAGACGUCGACCAAUCUGUUCCCCAAUAUUCCCAGCCUCAUCGCACACUACAGCCAGUGCUGCGAUGAGCUCCCCGUGGCAUUGUGUCUCCCGCAUGUUCUCAUGACGGCCACCUCCAGACAAGAACUCGCAUCUCUUGCCCUUCUCGGACAAGAGUUCUGGGGAUCUCGGCUGGCAUCUGCACCGUCGACCCCAGUCUCGCUGCCGAGUUACAGCCUCGAGAGCCUGAACCAAGUGAGCAUGCAGGCUCAGAUGAGCAACAGCCAGAGCCAGCCCAGUCUGUCGACCUUCACGCGACGGGGACAACGUGCGCUCAGCAGCAGCCAUUCCAGUCUCAGCAGCUAUUCGAAGGGCCAGUAUCCGUCGGAGGAUCAGGGACACCUCACGACAAGCCAGUCCAGUCUGAGCAGCUUUGGGGGGAGCCAGGACAUCAUCAAAGUCCAGAAGCCCACUCAUCUGGCGCUGACCAAGACUUUUUCAUCGGGUCCUCCUUUGAGUCCUCUGGUCCUCAACCUUCAGCCUUUGAGUGAAGAAGGUGAUAGCCCGCCUGCCAUGUCGACCUUCAAGGGCAAGGUUGGUAGCCCCAUGACGCCAGGAUCUGGAAAGGUGCCCCCUCCACCACCUCCAAGAUGGUGUACUGCUUCCAACAAUACAUACAACAUCCCGAUGUUCAACAACACUGAAGCUAAGGUGGAAUUGCGCCCAGAGGAGUUCAGCUUGGAUGCCUCGCGUCAACAUGGAAUCAUCUCUCAACUCACCAGUGUCCAAACGGAACACAUGCUCUCCAGUUUCAAGUGUGUGUUUAAUGACUCAAAUCAUGUUUCAGCACUGUUGAGUCCCCAGGUGGAAGUGAAUGGGAAUCAAACCAGUGGAACCAAGGAAGAAGUACGAAAAUUAGGCAGCAGUAAGCGGCGAAAGAAGAAGAAAUCCACUCACUAUAGUGAGUCUGAUAUCUCGGACAUAGUGGAGUCUCCUGUGACAUAUUACAGGAGUUCCCUUGCCGACAGGAUCAGCGAUUAUGAGGAUUUAUGGAGCAAUGAUGCUCCUGCAGCACCCCCACCUCCAAUACCAUCACCAGCACGUCCGGAAUUGUCCACCUUCCGCUCUCCAAGAGUGCCACAGAUGCCUUUGCCGUCGACGAAUCAGGUCGAGGAGCGAACGCGUGCCUUGUCCAAGUCUGAGAGCAGCCUGACAGAUUCGUAUCGACUUGGUGAAACGAAGGAGGAGACUGAAGAGAAAAAGGAGACAGAGAUCAUUAAAAGACCUCUGGUCCCCACCCCCAGUCCCUUGUAUGCUGAGCCAGUAGAUGCAGUGAACGAAAGGGAGAAGUUCAUGCUGGUGGUGAAACGAGUGAGAAAAGGAGGACCGAGGCCAAGACUGCACCGGCAUUCAGAUCCCAACAUUCGAUUACCCCAACUUCUUCUGGAUUUGGAUCGUGGGGGACUCGAACCAAUCAUGGCUUCCAGUCAGGAGGAACUCCAGAAUCUUUCAGCCAGCAUGGACAACCUUCUGGACUUCAAUAAGCCAAAGGUGCAUUGGAAACAGGCAUUCCAGGAUACCCCAUUCCACAGGUCCAGGCUCGGGAGCCAGAAAUCGGGUCAAAGGCCCCGAGGGAAGCCAGUUGGAGUCCCUCAAAUUGGAAUCUGGAAGAAUGGCUUCAAUGAGACUUCAUGGCAGUCUGAUUCCAGCUGGGAAUUUUUGCAUGCAAAUCAUAACAAGGGAUACCAAGGAUCAGAGAGUGAGGAUGAUGAAGAUGCCAAGGGAUUUGCUCUUUAUGCUCAGUGCCGUAGUUUGGACACUUCAACUGCAGGUGCACAGAAUGUAAAACCUACUGUUGAUGACCUCAUCUUGGAACGAUAUCCAGACCUGAAGCUAGAAGAUGUGCAGGUGAAAUCCAGCAGCUCCUGUCAUGUGUCUGAUUAUGACAAUGUUGGUGGGAAGGACCUUUGCUUCAACAAUAAGGAAAAUCCCUACUACAAUCCAUCAAGUCUGAGUGAUGAUGGAACAGCAACUGAGUUCUCAGAGCCAUGGGACAGUUCAAAGUGGGAGCCAUUCCUUCACUUCUUUCAGGGCAAGGGGGAGCAAAAUAACAAUGCCCUACCUCCACAGUCCCUUGAAUCUCACAAUCCUGACAUCAUUGAGCAGCUACCUGGUUAUGAGAAGAUGAACCCCAAGUUCUGGAAGAAGGAUGCAAACAAGAACAAAAGCAAGAAUGCAUCUGGUUUUACAUCUCGGAGCAUUGUAGAGGUGACUGGGAGGGCCCUUAUUGAUGACAAUUCUUCUUUGAUGGACAGCAUUCCCAAGCAGAGCAGCAGGCAUGGAAGGGAGCAAUUGUUAUGUGCACCAAGGCUUCAGACACUGAAACGAAACCAUAGUCAUACUGAGGCAGGACAGGUGAUCAGAGACUAUGUGAUGGCACUACAUGCUGAGGGAACUAACACCUUUGCCAAGAGUGUUGACCACUUCAUCCAGUGCACCAAGGAGGGGGCAGAAAGUGAUCCGUUCAUCAUCAUGAGGAAUGUCCGCCAGUUUAUGUCAGGAAUCAAAAACUAUCUGGUGAAGCAUGGAGAAGGAGACUUCAUGUCUGUAGUUGAGAAGGAAAGGAAUAAGCUGAAAGAAACUGAAUUCCUUAAUCUGGAUGCCAUCCUGGAAAGUAGCAUGCACACAUUGGUCCUGGCUCCUCUAAGAGAGCAUAUCUAUUCUGUCCUCUUGUCGGAGUUCUAUAGAAGUGGAGCAUUACAUCAGCUGGCCCAAAGUGUCAGGAAGGCCCGAUCUUCCCCUGGAAUUGGAAUUCAGGUGACAAGGGUACCUAAUCCCAUGUCUGUGAGUGUGGUGAGGCAUUUCCUGCUUCGCAUGGAGCAGGUCUCAUCUCCUCUUCUGAAGCUGGAGAAUCUCUUGUCAGCAACAACUGCACUCUUCAUGGCAGCAAAAGGCGAAGCUGGGCGACGCAGUGGCGGUCUUUCUAUGAAUGCAGAUGACUUCCUUCCACUUCUCAUGUACACCAUUGUGGAAUGUGGAAUCCUGGGCUUGGAAGUUGAAAUUGAAUACAUGUGGGCCCUCAUUCACCCUAGCCUUCAUGCUGGGGAGGGUGGUUAUUAUUUGGCACUAUGGUCUGGUGCAGUCUAUGUCCUCAAGAAUUUAGCAACUCCCUCUGCUUCCUCUCUCAAUUCCAUCUCCUCCUUAUCUUCACCUAGUCAGGAAACGAGAGGGAAGAGCCCUGGUUCUCAGGGCAGCAGCUUCUCUGAUGGUCAGGGUUUCCUUCGAAUCCUCAUUCCGGAUGAGGACCAAGGGAGCAUCCUGUCUCGCACCCUCCCAGCUCGGCCUGGCAUGACUACCCGAGAUGUCAGCAAGAUGGUCGCUCACAAGCUCCAUAUCACCAAUCCUCAGGACUUUGCUCUCUACAAGCUGACAGAUGAUGAAGAGGUGAUGCUGAACGACUCAGACUGUCCUCAAGCCAUUAAAGCAGAAGUGAUAGCAUCAGGGAGGAAGUGCUCGUUUGUCUUCAAGCGGAUCGAAGCGAAGAUUGCAUGGCCCAAGAUGACCCCACCUUCGUGAUCUGCCACCUCAUUUUUCCUCUAGUCAGAAUGUGAUCACACCAAAAUAAUAUUGACAUUCUCUAUCUCUGUCUCCAUUCGCCUAUUGCCAUUUCUGCUGUUCAAUUCAGUGAUUGUUUUUCCAAUAAAAGUGCUCUUUUUUAAA
This is a messenger RNA of Darwinula stevensoni, 4029 nucleotides long. Lineage: Eukaryota; Metazoa; Arthropoda; Ostracoda; Podocopida; Darwinulidae. The record is from the annotation of a GenBank genome assembly.